AAUGCCCUCGCUGCCACAAAGCGCGCGCUGAAAGGCGCCCGGGCCCCGCAGGCAGGGCUAGUGCUGCAAAGCCGAGAGAGGGACCAUGGCCAGGAAAGGGGACCCCGCCGCUUCGCCUUACGGUGAACCAAGGAAAUUUGACCCAAAGUUCAGCGGACCUAUUCACAACAGGCAUUGUACAGAUGUUCUAUGCUGUAUCAUCUUUGUUGUGGUCAUCCUGGGUUACAUUGCUUUAGGAAUUGUGGCUUGGGUACAUGGUGACCCCAGGAAAGUGGCUUAUCCAACUGACAGCUAUGGGCAGUUCUGUGGUCAAAAGGACACACCUAAUGAGAACAAGACAAUUUUGUUUUAUUUUAAUAUUCUGAAAUGUGCCAGCCCUUUAGUGCUAAUAAACCUACAGUGCCCUACAACACAGCUUUGUGUCUCAAAGUGCCCAGACAGGUUUGCAACCUACAUAGAAAUGCAGUCUUCCUACAGAAAUUAUUGGGAGUACUUCAGACAGUUUUGCAAGCCUGGCUUUAAUAAACCACGAAAGUCUGUGACCCAAGUUAUGCGUGAUGAAGAUUGUCCUUCCAUGAUUGUUCCUAGUCGACCUUUUCUUAAGAGAUGUUUUCCUGAUUUCUCCACUAAAAAUGGUGUUCUGACGGUGGCCAAUCAAACUACUUUUAGAGAUGGAAGAGGAAAGACAAGGAAUGUAACAGAUCUCAGGGAAGCUGCAAAUGGCAUCAAUAAUGUUCUCGAUGCAAGAUCAGUUGGGAUGAAAAUUUUUGAAGACUAUGCCAGCUCUUGGUAUUGGAUUUUAAUAGGUUUAUUUAUUGCAAUGGUUGUCAGCUUGCUCUUCCUUGUGCUUUUGAGAUUCAUCGCAGGGAUUCUCUUCUGGAUUUUCAUCUUUGGUGUAAUUGGGAUUAUAGGAUAUGGUAUCUGGCAUUGCUACUGGGAAUAUCACCACCUUCAUGGAAUACCUGGCUCUGAUCUUACUAUCUAUGAUAUAGGAUUCCAAACAGACUUCAGGGUAUACCUGCAACUGAGGCAAACAUGGUUAGCAUUUAUGAUACUGCUUUGCAUAGUGGAAAUUGUCAUUAUACUGAUGUUAAUAUUUCUGAGAAAUCGAAUCCGGAUUGCCAUUGCACUUUUGAAGGAAGGUAGCAGGGCCAUUGGCUACAUCAUGUCUACACUGUUCUACCCAAUCAUCACCUUCAUUCUCAUUGCAAUCUGCAUUUCUUACUGGGCUGUGACAGCUGUCUUCCUGGCUACAUCAGGGGAACCGGUGUACAAAGUCAUGGCUAAUCAGAGCCUGUGCAAGUAUGCAAAUCUGACCUGUUACCCAGAGACUUUCAACACCACCAACGUAACCAAGCUUUGCCCAGGGGCCCAAUGCACCUUUGCUUUCUAUGGAGGAGAAAGCUUGUACCACAGAUACAUCUUAGUCUUUCAGCUCUUCAAUGUUUUUGUCUUUCUUUGGUUGGUCAAUUUUGCAAUUGCACUGGGUCAGUGUACCCUUGCUGGUGCCUUUGCCUCUUACUAUUGGGCUUUUAGGAAACCUUCUGACAUCCCAACAUGCCCUCUUUUUGCCUCAUUUGGACGAGCGAUAAGGUAUCAUACAGGUUCCCUAGCAUUUGGCUCUUUAAUUCUUGCCAUAGUCCAACUGAUUCGAGUAAUCCUGGAAUAUCUGGAUCACAAACUCAAAGGCUCACAGACUGCCUUUGCUAAGUUCCUCCUCUGCUGCCUCAAAUGCUGUUUUUGGUGCUUGGAAAAAUUUCUCAAAUUUAUCAACAGAAAUGCCUACAUCAUGAUUGCAAUAUAUGGUAAAAACUUCUGCGCCUCAGCAAGAGAAGCUUUCUUUCUUCUCAUGAGAAAUGUAGUAAGAGUUGCAGUGUUGGAUAAAGUGACAGACUUCUUAUUAUUCCUGGGGAAAAUUCUUGUUGCUGGAGGUGUGGGUGUCCUAGCCUUCUUUUUCUUCACACACAGAAUACCAAUAUUCACACACGAGGCACCAUCACUGAAUUACUACUGGGUCCCACUCUUGACUGUCAUUAUAGGUUCUUACCUAGUUGCACAUGGGUUCUUCAGUGUCUAUGCAAUGUGUGUUGACACACUUUUCCUCUGCUUUUUGGAAGAUUUAGAAAGUCAUGAUGGCUCUCCCGCAAGACCUUAUUACAUGAGUAAAUCUCUGCUGAAGAUCUUGAACAAACAGAACAUGCAGACCAAGAAACAAUAGAAAAUGCCCAUUGUCCUCUUCACACAGUCCCAUUUGAUUUCAACGCCUUGUUUCUUCAGUAUAUUAUUGACCAUUGGCUUUUCUUUGUGCAUGUUUUAUACCAAAGCUAUUGUACACGUGAAGCCAUCAAAAAUUGUAGUGACAUUGUUUUGAUAAUUCCAGCAGAAAUUGUGAUGGAAAAAACCCUCCCAUGGGAGCAUUUUAUAUAUAUAUAUAUGGAUAUACCGAAAGUUUCCUCCUUUUUUCCAUUUGCCUUUAAUUCUUGUGGCUUAGAUGUUUUGGAGUGACCAAUUUACAAGUGUUGGCUGCUUAAAAAAAAUAUGGAAAAGAUGUAGAAUGUUCUACUGUUUCAGAUUAUCUUCUUGGUGAAUGAACAGUUUUGUUUUGUUUUUUUAAAAAAAGAAGAAUAUGAAAAUUUCCCUAGAAACAGAGUUUGUAAAAAAACUUUUUCAGUUUAAGUUGUCAUAGUAUAUAUAAAUGUUUCCAGAUUGCAUUUAAUGUCUUAUCCGUUUCCUAACUUGUAUGGUUGUGUGCUCCAUGACAAAGUGCCUUACUGGCUAUCAGUAUGACGUUAACUAGCUUGGUUUUGAAGUUUACAAGCACCAUUGAACCACAAACCUACUACUGUUUGCCAUGAAAAUAUGUUCAGCUUACUUAAAAUGUAUAGGCACAAACCUGGCUCUUUGUGCUUCUAUAAUUUUUUCCAGCAUCUGUAUUUUCCUAUAGGAAGCAGCAGAGAACAUUCUUUAAAGCAGGAGCUGUGCAAAGUGGAGGUUGGACUACAACUCCCAUCAGCCCUAGCCAGUGUUGGCUGUGGCAAAGAACACUUGGAGUUGCAGUCCAGCAACUUUUAAAGAGGCACACUUUGCUCACCUUUAUGCUUUACACAGAUGGGUUUGUGGCUAUUGGGAUUUUUUUAACAGUUACUUUUACUUCUGUCUAAUUUGUGCUAUAAGAAAAAUCAAGCUCUGCCUCUGCUAGCUCUCCAUUUGUAUAGGUAGUGCAAUCUGCAUUGAAAGCUAUAUCCACACUGUAGAAUUAUAGCAGUUCUAUAUCAUAUUAACUGCGAUGACUCAGUGCUGUGUAAUUCUGGGCUUUGUAAUUUUGCGAGACCCUGCUGUGUCAGAGCUCUGGUGCUACAACAAACUAUAGAUUGCAGGACUCCAUAGGAUGAAACUAUGGCAGUUAAAGUGGUGUAAACCUGUUAUAAACAUCAAACGGCUGUUAGAUGCAACAACAAGAAUUGGCUAUAAUCUUGGAAACCCACUGCGGAGCUGCCACAUUCAACUUUCAGAAAGAUUGCUCCUUUCUAACCUGGCAAAUGUUUGCUGAGUUUUUCCAUUUCUACAGGUGACAAAAGCCAUCCUGUAGUUACAGGAAUGAAUGUUAUAUUAUCACCAAUGCUAAUUAAGCCCUGUUAGUAUUCGUUCCUAAGUACAAGUGGGUUUGGAAAUGCCUUUGCCUAUGUCAUUCACAUUGUAACCACAAUUAGCAAUGACACUGAAGUCACCAAAUGGCCAAUCUAUAUAUAAACCCCACUGGUUUACUGGGUCUACUCUAGUUGGAAGUAAGGACUCAGGCUGCAAUGAGAUAGGACUUGAGCAUUUCAUGCCUAUGGGGAGAGUGUGGGAAACAUUCGUAUACUAGUGAAAUUCUUUUUUCCAGAUUAGUUUCCAGUGAUAUCACAAUAGUAGAACCAUGGAAUCAUAGAGUUGGAAGGCACUACAAGAGCCAUCCAAUCCAACCCCCUGCUAUGCAGUAACAAACCACCAGAGCACGCCUGGCAGACAGCCAUCCAGCCUCUGCUUUAAAACCUCCAGAGGCAGAAACCACCACACUCCAAGGCAGCACAUUUCACUGUCAAAACAGCUCUUCCCAGCAGAGAUUUCUUCAUAAUCUUCAGGUGGGAUCUCUUUUCCUGCUAUUUGAAUCCAGCACUCCCAAUUUUGUUGUGGUGUGAGUGCAUGUGAAGUUUGCUUUCAGAGCUUCAACCUUACACCUCAGUUGUAAGUCAUAGCUGAUUUCAGUGGUGCUUAUUGCCAAGUAAACAUGAUUAGAGUAAGAGAAUUAAGAUGAGGAUUUAUUAAGAUUGGAUCAGUGUUUCUUGCUAGACACAGGGACUAGGGUUUAAGUUUCAAAGCCACCUUCUACCUUCAUAUGCUGGUUAACUGACCAUAGGGGACUGUGUGCCAUUCUGUUGUGUUAAAUCUUAUGUGUCUAAGGCCUUGCUACUUAAAUUAGGAAACAUGGGAACAAGGAGAUACAUAUGACACAAGUGUAAAGUAUUUAUUGCUUUGUUAUCCCUUGUGAAAUGGAUGCUUCAUUUUUAUGACUCUUCUUAAGAGAAGAUUUUGUUUUAUAAAAGGAUGUUUAAUUUUUCUAACUUUUGAUACUGAUUCUUGGUUUCCUUGUGAAAUAUUGGUAAUUUGCACUUCACGGUAAUAAAACUAAGAACCUUGUGGCUUCUUCAGUUUUUGAGAUGUGUAACUAAUGGUACUAAUAUUGAUCAUGAAUGCGAUCUAUUUGUUUGCUUGUUUUUGAGAAAAGGUCCAUCAGCAUUUCAAAGAUAUAUUCAUAAAUUGCAUGGUGGCAAAAAAAAGAAAAUAAAUUCUGGUCAGUCUCCCCUAUGAUCACAUUUUACUUUACCAGUGAUUUUAGACUGUGUGGUUUGGUCGGGAGAGAGAAGUGCCCAAACCAAAAUAAUGUGAGCACACAUCCGUCUGAGCUCUAAAACCAUUUAUUUGCUUCUGCUGUGCAGAAAUAUUAGAACAUAUUGUUGAAAAUAUCUUUUUAGAACUAAAAUGUUUAAUAUUUAACACAAUUUGUUGUUACUUAUUGUUUUACAACUCUUGGGGUUUGUUCUAAUAAAAAAGUUUAGAUACAAAA
This is a messenger RNA of Anolis sagrei ordinatus, 5104 nucleotides long. RefSeq names its product solute carrier family 44 member 5 (gene SLC44A5). The record is from RefSeq and is a predicted model, not a curated record. NCBI's taxonomy places the organism in Eukaryota, Metazoa, Chordata, Lepidosauria, Squamata, Anolidae. Gene Ontology annotation, molecular function: transmembrane transporter activity. Gene Ontology annotation, biological process: transmembrane transport.